UCCUCAGUAUCUCCCAACGGCAAAUGUGAUAACAACAAUGGAGGCUACACAUGUAAAGGCUCUGUAUUUGGUAACUGUUGCAGCGAAAGUGGCUGGUGCGGAGACACGGAUGCUCACUGCGGUACCGGUCAUGGAUGCCAGCCGGAAUUUGGAGAUUGCACG
Messenger RNA from Aplosporella prunicola CBS 121167, 162 nucleotides. RefSeq names its product carbohydrate-binding module family 18 protein. The annotation marks the transcript as partial. The record is from RefSeq and is a predicted model, not a curated record. The transcript has a single exon. Lineage: Eukaryota; Fungi; Ascomycota; Dothideomycetes; Botryosphaeriales; Aplosporellaceae. Gene Ontology annotation, molecular function: chitin binding.